Molecule: messenger RNA, 1593 nt
Organism: Ceraceosorus bombacis
Lineage: Eukaryota; Fungi; Basidiomycota; Exobasidiomycetes; Ceraceosorales; Ceraceosoraceae
Source: the annotation of a GenBank genome assembly
AUGAAGAUCUCUGUCACUGGCAUGGCCAUUCUAGGCGUGCUCAUCUCUUCGGUCCACUGCUCAGUGAGGCAUAAGCUCGUGACCGAUCCGAUCGGAAACAUCUGCAACUGCUCAUCAAUGUCCUGCUAUCAUCACAGCCCAUCGUCAACGCUCUAUCAAGCCUGAGCAUCUUCCCUCGCGCUGUGCCAUUGCCAAGCAAAGAUGGCACUUUCACCGACUCAAAGCUGAAAAUGCGGAGCGCCAUUACUUGUCCGAACGAUAUAACGGGACGUAAAGGAGGCGUGGUGCUGUUGGUCCAUGGGACAGCAUUGGAUGGUCAGAACAGCUGGCCACAGAGUCCCUUCGUCCAGCUCUUGCCUGAUGCGGGACCCGGCUUUGACGGUAAGCGAGUCUGGUACAGCGGCAAGUCGGAGCAAUGCUGGAGGGGAAGCACGGCGUUGAGCUUGUCGAAUCUGACGCACAAACACCUGCUGACACUUUUUUUCCCUGCAUAGUCUGCUGGGUGACGCUACCCAACAAAGGCUUGUCCGACGUACAAGUGGGCGGAGAAUACGUAGCCUACGCCAUUCAAUUUCUCUCACGACGGUCGUCGACGGGCAAAGUGUCUCUAGUCGGCCACUCUCAGGGUGGCGGUCUAAACAUUCCCCACGCGCUCAUCUACUUCCCAACAGCCCGUUCCAAAGUAUCUUCCUUCGUAGGUCUAGCUGCCGAUUUCCACGGCACCACCUUAUUGCCAGACCCCGUGUGCGCCGUGCAGACCAUUCUCAGUGGCGGAAAAGGCUGCAGCGCUAGCUUUUUGCAACAAAAGAUGGACAGCCAGUUUUUGAAGGCUCAGCAAUACUUUAUGAGCCAAGAGAUCGUCCCGUGCGUAGAGUGCCCUUGCAUUUACUCACGCAACCGUCUGCUGGAGCUGACGCAGCAUCAUCAUGUCCACCUUUGCCGAUGCGUUCCUCCACAGCACGACGAGCGUCUUCACUCGUGCGUCACCGUGCAAGGCAUUGCAGCAGCUCCCCAUCUCCAGAUUUCCUUGCUGACUUGCGUCCACCUCCACUCGUACAUUCAUGCCUGGGCUGCGCGCUUCAGGAACAGACGAAAUUGUGAUUCCUCAAAUCGGUCCCAACACCUCGUCGCGUCUUCAAGGUUCCGUACAAGUGCCGAUCCAAGAUUUCUGCGGACCUUUAGCAAUAGCGGAUCACCUGAGCAUGCUCGCAACACCCGUAGCCUACGCCAUGACCCUAGCCGCCUUCAUCUCGCCCACCGGCAAGCCGAAUUUGCACACGUUUGACAAGAUUCAAUGGUGAGUGGCUAGCAGGCGCGUGCGCUUGCGUCUCGCGAUGUGCCUUUUCGUCGGAUGACGUGUGCUUGAUAUCGAGCGGCACGAGAUAUUUUCUUGACCCCCCCUGCCCCUUGCCCACUGGCCGCAGCUACAAUCUCACGAAUGCCAAUCUCAACUCGGACGACGUCAUUCCGACUGUGGACUUCGUGACCACCUUGGUAGGCAGCGUAGCCGGUAGCGGUGGGGUCUACACCAAAGGUGAACCACCUCUGAAGCCCUACAUUUGCCAGAAUGACGCUCCAGUGCGAUGCAGCUGA